This is a messenger RNA of Microdochium trichocladiopsis, 531 nucleotides long. RefSeq lists its product as uncharacterized. The transcript is spliced from 2 exons. The coding region runs from base 1 to 531 and encodes 176 amino acids. NCBI's taxonomy places the organism in Eukaryota, Fungi, Ascomycota, Sordariomycetes, Xylariales, Microdochiaceae. The record is from RefSeq and is a predicted model, not a curated record.
AUGGCCCUCCCAAACCUCGAGGCACAACUCAAGACAGUCAGCGAAGCCGCCCAAAACUUUGUAGACUCGUACUACGAAGCCCUCAACAAGCGCCGCGACACCUCCGCCUUCUACGCAACCACGUCCCCAAAACUCACCGCCGCCGGCGUCGUGCCCGACAUCAGCAUAAACGGCCACGUGCUGGGGCCCGACGCCAAGACGGCGCGGGACCUGCUCGUCGACUCCAGGGGGCCCAACGUGCACUACGAGGUCGGCAGCUUCGACGCGCACCCGGUCAACGUCAACUACGCGGUCGGCGCGGACGCCGUCAACAACACGGGCAGCAACCUCUCGUCGCGGAACGAGAGGAUCAGCUUCGCCGUCCAGGUCAGCGGCGCGGUCAAGUACGGCAAGAGCGGCGAGGACGGGUUCCUCGAGCAGGCGUUCACCGAGGCCUGGCUGCUCGUGCCGCACUGGGAGGCUCAAGGGCCCAAGGCGCCGAGGGGCUUGAGGCGGUGGGUGGUCGUUAGCCAGAACUUCCGGGCGUUGUGA